Messenger RNA from Strongyloides ratti, 381 nucleotides. RefSeq lists its product as hypothetical. The record is from RefSeq and is a predicted model, not a curated record. Bases 1 to 381 code for a protein of 126 amino acids. NCBI's taxonomy places the organism in Eukaryota, Metazoa, Nematoda, Chromadorea, Rhabditida, Strongyloididae. The transcript has a single exon.
AUGAAGAUUAUAUAUAUUAUUUUGGGCAUUUCUUUAAUUUUUACACUUAGUAAUGGUAAAGAAAUUGAAUGUAAAAGGUUUUGUAAAUACUUAGCAGGUGAUUUAGAAUUUGUUCAAAGUUACUGUUUAGGUGAAAAUUAUUCUGGUGAUGGUGUAUGCCAAUCAACAGAAGAAGUUGGUUGUUCAAUUGCCAAAAUGAAUUUUGAUGGUACUAUUCUUGUUGCUGGUGGUUGCCCUACACCUGAAUUUCUAUCUCAAACAGGAAUUAAAAAAAAUGAUUGUGGUUAUUUUGAAACUUAUUUGGAUGAAGAUAAGAUACAUUUAACAUCUAAAAUAUGUAGAUGUCAGGGAAUGUUAUGUAAUGAAAAAACAGUUUUUUAA